Messenger RNA from Drechmeria coniospora, 2511 nucleotides. RefSeq lists its product as uncharacterized. Bases 1 to 2511 code for a protein of 836 amino acids. Gene Ontology annotation, molecular function: rRNA (guanine) methyltransferase activity; rRNA (uridine-2'-O-ribose)-methyltransferase activity. NCBI's taxonomy places the organism in Eukaryota, Fungi, Ascomycota, Sordariomycetes, Hypocreales, Ophiocordycipitaceae. The record is from RefSeq and is a predicted model, not a curated record. The transcript is spliced from 3 exons. Gene Ontology annotation, biological process: maturation of 5.8S rRNA from tricistronic rRNA transcript (SSU-rRNA, 5.8S rRNA, LSU-rRNA); maturation of LSU-rRNA from tricistronic rRNA transcript (SSU-rRNA, 5.8S rRNA, LSU-rRNA); rRNA methylation. Gene Ontology annotation, cellular component: nucleolus; nucleus; preribosome, large subunit precursor.
AUGGCGAUUCAAAAGAAGCAUGGCAAGGGCCGUCUGGACAAGUGGUACAAGCUUGCCAAGGAAAAGGGGUACCGUGCUCGAGCUGCUUUCAAACUCAUCCAGCUGAACAAGAAGUAUGGCUUCUUGGAGAAGAGCAAAGUUCUCUUGGACCUUUGCGCCGCCCCCGGGUCAUGGUGUCAGGUAGCUGCCGAGGUCAUGCCGGUCAACAGUUUAAUUGUCGGUGUUGAUCUGGCACCCAUCAAACCCAUCCCCCGAGUCAUCAGUUUCCAGAGCGAUAUUACCACCGAAAAGUGCCGUGCUACCAUUCGGCAACACUUGAAGACGUGGAAGGCAGAUACCGUCCUUCACGACGGUGCGCCCAACGUCGGUACCGCCUGGUCUCAAGAUUCGUUCAACCAGGCCGAGCUGGCCCUGCAAGCGAUGAAGCUGGCGACUGAGUUCCUCGUCGAGGGCGGCACCUUCGUUACCAAGGUCUUCCGCUCCAAGGACUACAAUCCGUUGUUGUGGGUCCUCGGCCAACUCUUCAACAAAGUCGAGGCGACGAAGCCGCCCUCCUCGCGAAACGUCUCCGCCGAGAUAUUCGUCGUCUGCAGGGGCUACAAGGCACCCAAGCGAAUCGACCCCCGGUUCUUGGAUGCCAAGUCUGUGUUUGCAGAGCUCGCAGGUGCGACGCCCAAUAACGAAGCCAAGGUGUACAAUCCCGAGGUAAAGAAGCGGAAGCGAGAUGGAUACGAGGAGGGAGAUUAUACACAGUUCAAAGAAAUCCUCGCCAGCGAAUUCAUCCAUGCACUCGACCCAAUUGCCAUCCUUGGCAGCACCAACAAGCUCGGCUUCGAACAACCUUCCAGUGGUGACGUUGCCUUGGCCGCGCUGGAUAAACUGCCGGAGACGACUGCGGAAAUUCGCACCUGUUGCGCUGACCUCAAGGUCCUCGGACGCAAAGACUUCAAGUUGCUCCUCAGAUGGCGACUGAAGGUGAGGGAGAUUUUCGGUUUGAAGGCGAAGGACUCGGACGAUAAGACCGACGCCGAGGAGGUUGCUGAGGUGGAGCCCAUGGACGAAGAGCUCCGGAUCCAGCAAGAGCUGCAGGCACUGAAAGACAAGGAUAACUCCAAAAAGAAGCGGGAGAAGCGCAAGGAAAACGAGCGCAAGCAGCGCGAGAUUGUGCGGAUGCAGUUGAACAUGGUAGCACCCAUGGACAUUGGCAUGGAAGAAUCCGGCCCCAUCGGUGAAGAUGCCAUGUUUUCGCUCAAAAAGGUCGACAAGACCAAUGCGAUGCGUCGCCUGGACCGCGGCAGGAUGACUGCCGUCUCGGGAAAGGUCCAGAAAUCCCAGGCGAAGGAAGAGCCGGAAAUGUCGGAUUCGGAGAGCGACGAUGAGCAAGACCGACUCGAUCGCGAGCUCGACUCCAUGUACGACAACUAUCGCGAGCGCAAGUCGGAGGCAGACGCGAAAUACCGGGCCAAGAAGGCCAGGAAAGAGCACGGCGACGACGAGUGGGAGGGUGUCUCGGGCGAAGACGAGGCUGAGGAGAGUGCAUCGAGCGAUUUGGACGAGGAGGAUGAUUCAUCCGAAGACGACGACGACGACGACGACGUUCGGCCCUCCAAGGGCCUUCUCCGUGACCUGGAUGAUGUCGAGCCUUCCGAGAAUGGCUUGUCCAAACGUGCGGCGGCUUUCUUUAACCAGGACAUCUUCCAGGGAAUCGCCGACGCAAUACCGGCUCCGAAUAGACAUCAGGAAGUCGACGGUGCAGCAGGCAAGCUCAACCGUCGUACCGCUGCGGAGGAGAAGACUACUGCCAACGGACACGUCGAUGCGAAACCGGCACCUUCCAAGGCGCAACCUGCUGCUGAAUCGGACUCUGACGAUGACAGUGGGCAGUUUGAGAUGGUCCGACGGGAGGAGGACGAGUGGGAAGAGGACACCAAUAAGCGUCCGGAUGGAAAGCUGGACAUCGAUAUCAUCACUGCCGAGGCAAUGACGCUGGCGCAUCAACUGGCCACCGGACAAAUCACCACCCACGACGCCAUCGACGAUGGGUUCAACAAACGCACCUUCCGCGACCGAGACGGGCUACCGGACUGGUUCAACGAUGAUGAGUCGAAGCACGACAAGCCUAUGAAGCCCAUCACCAAGGCUGCUGCGCAGGCGAUCAAGGAAAAACUGCGUGCCUUCAACGCCCGGCCUAUCAAAAAGGUGCGGGAGGCGAAAGCUCGCAAGAAGUUCAAGACGGCGCAGAGGCUUGAAAAGCUGAAAAAGAAGUCGGACAUGUUGAUCAAUGACGAAAACAUGACCGAGAAGGAAAAGGCGGAGACGAUUGCGAGGCUACAGAGCAAGGCGGCUCAGAAGAAGCCGUCGCAGCCAUCCAAGCUCGUCGUUGCCAAGGGCGCGAACAGAGGAAUUCAAGGUCGGCCAAAGGGCGUCAAGGGCCGGUAUCGCAUGGUCGAUCCAAGAAUGAAGAAGGAGCUGAGAGCCCAAAAGAGGAUAUCUCAGCGCAAGAAGAGGUGA